AUGGAAGAGCUCGCCGACAUUACGAAAAACUCCACCGAAGUCACUACCGUCGCAAAUGGUAUCAGGGGGCCAGCAGAGGCCUUUGCGAACGCGUUGACACUUCGCGACGGCCUCAAGGGCGUUCUCAGUCUUACCGAAAAGAGUGCUCAGGACGUCUCGUCAAGAAAGCGCUCGCUGAGCACCCGCCAGGAAAUCCCAAAAGAGUGCGAGGGUCUCAUCGAUCUGGAGCUCCAGGAGUGCCUUGAAGGAGUACUCUCAAGCUCUGGGACUACGGCUCCUAUCCGUCGAGCAGACAUUCCAAUAGAAUGCGAAGGCCUUGUUGAUCUCGAGUUACAAGAGUGCAUCGACAACUUGGUGCCCAGCUCUGCAGGUACACCACCUAUACGCCGGCAAGUACCAACCUUUUCGACCGAGGAGCAGCAAGAUGUCUGCGACGCUUUCGACUAUUAUGUCACGGUCACACAAGCAUUGAUGACUAGUGUGACCAGCAAGAAGCAACUUCUCUCGCAGACGCCUCAUUUUGGAACGAUUGGGGACCUACUCCGUGGACUUGAAGACGCGGCUGACGUACUUGCUUUUGGCCUCAUUGAACAUGUGCCAACUUGCUCGGCCGAUGCAACUGCUGAUCGAAAGAAGUUGGGCAAGACUCUUGGUGCAGCGGCCAAGGCCUUUCAUAGCUAG
Cercospora beticola is the source of this 681-nucleotide messenger RNA. RefSeq lists its product as uncharacterized. The record is from RefSeq and is a predicted model, not a curated record. Lineage: Eukaryota; Fungi; Ascomycota; Dothideomycetes; Mycosphaerellales; Mycosphaerellaceae.